UAUUUUACUGUUUACUUUUGUUUUAAAAAAGUUAUACUUUUUUGUUCUUGCAGCACAGAUUUCCAAAAAAGCAAGUUAUAUUUCGUGCACUGCAUCACUGCCAGCUUUAGGUCAUGGCUCGGAGCCCCGCUCGUGAACGCAUCGUGGUGCUGGUCGACAUGGACUGCUUCUACGUGCAGGUGGAAGAGCGCGACCAUCCCGCCAUACGCGGCAGACCUGCGGCCGUCGUGCAGUACAACACGCAUCGCGGUGGCGGGAUCAUUGCGGUGAACUAUGAAGCUCGCGCGUGCGGCGUGAAGCGCGGCAUGCGCGGCACGGACGCCACGGCUGCGUGUCCUGAGAUCACGCUGGUGCAGGUGCCCACGCAGCGGAAUAAAGCCAACCUCAGCAAGUAUCGUAACGCUGGGAAGGAAGUGCUGGACGUGAUGUGCCAGUACAGUGAACUGGUAGAGCGAGCCAGCAUAGACGAGGCGUAUCUCGACGUCACUCAGGUGGUUGACGACAUAAUAAAAAAAUAUAAGAACGGGGGCGAAACUUGUAAUGAAUUGUCAAAAUCUGUCGUUAACGAUCCAGACCAAAAGCAUGCAAUUGGUGUGCCUAACGUUGAAAUUGAUGGCAGCAGUAAUGUAGCCACGAACAAUCGAACUUUAUUGUGUAAUGACAAAAACUCUGGCCUUAUUUCUAUCAUUCCUACACUGGAAGAGCUGCCUUCAACGUGGGUGCAGCUCCCACUGUCCAAUCCAGUUGAUAAUAUAUAUGCAUUGCAUGAGGACGAGCAACGGAGGAAGUACGAACUAGAGACGACUGCUGUGUCCGACUGGAGGCCUGGAGAAGUGCAGGAUCCCGGCAAUACAAUAAUGAAAAUAAAUGAAGUUCCGACCAGUAUACCUGAUCGAGAGGAGCUCAAUAACAUGGAAAAUGAGGCUAAAAAUAAGGAUCCUACUGCAGCAGAGGAAACAGAUCCUCCUGUAGGCGCUCUUGAUGUCUUAGAGAUGGAAAAGACACCAGCUGAAAAAGAGGCUGAACGCGUUCAGGGACUGUCGUCAUGGCUCGCAAAUUUGCGCCUGGAUCUAAAGACUUCUUCCACAUUUGAUGACGACGGUGAGGAUUUGAACGAAACUGUUGAUGAAGCAUCGACUUCAUGUGUCAAUCCUGGUACGUCAUCCGACACCAACGGCGAAUGUGGUUUUGCCGCCAGCGACGGGCUGCGUUUGGCUGUAGCCGCGCGUUUGUGUGAAGAGAUCCGCGCCGCGGUGCUGAAGGAAACAGGCUUCAAGUGUUCCGCAGGCAUAGCGCAUAAUAAGGUUCUCGCUAAGCUGGUGUGUGGGCUGCAUAAACCUAACCAGCAAACUGUGCUCCCACAAGAGGGCGUGGCCGAGCUAUGGCGUGACACUGCGGUCUACAAGGUGCGAAACUUAGGUGGAAAACUUGGUCAGACUUUGCAAUCUGAACUUGGAUGCAAAACCAUGGCUGAUCUAAGCGGGCUGUCACUUUCAACUCUUCUGUCUCGCUUUGAUGAUAAAACAGCGAAAUGGUUGCACGACUUGGGCCAAGGUCGUGACAAUGAGGCAGUCGUUGCCCGACAGCUGCCUAAAAGCGUGGGCUGCAGCAAGAAUUUCCUGGGCCGUGAAAGCCUGCGAACUCGAGCCAGAGUGGCAGAGUGGACCCGAGCUUUGGCCGAGGAGCUUGGCGAGCGACUCGUGGAGGACCAAGAAUUGAAUAAGCGCGUAGCCCGCACGUUGACCGUAAGUUUUCGUGUUGGUGGGGGGCAGGAUCAGAACAACAGCUACGGUGCCAACAGCGGCACUCGGUCGUGUCCGUUGCCAUCCUACGCACCUGAGCGCAUAGCCACCGUCACCAUGACGAUCCUCGCGCCUUAUAACACGGCCAAGAGUGGAGACUUGUGGACCCCGCCACUGCUCAACAUCGGUCUAUCGGCCGGAAAAUUUGACGAUUUUCUCUCGUCCGGAAUGCCAUCCAUAUCGGACAUGUUCAAGAAAGCAGCGCAUCGACGUAGUAGGAGUCAAGAUGCGGGACCUUCUACAGGCGCUGAGAACGAUGUUAAAUACAACAUCGAUAUGGACUCAACAGCUCAGUGUGAAACUGAGAAUAAUCGUGAGAAUAUUGAGAAUAAAGCAGAAGUUAGUACUAAGAAGAAUGAUGAGAAACCAUUGCAUGGCAUUAUGAACUACUUCAAAGAUGUUAAGGAUGCGAAGGAAUCACGAGCUUCAACAUCAACAGCCACCACUAAAUCAACGUCUGCAGUAAAUGCGAGUGGUGAGAAAAAUUCUUUCUUCAGAAAUUUCAUCAUGAGGAAAGAAAUGAGUCGUAGUAGUGGCCUUUCAGUUAAAGAUAGCAUAACUUCCAUCAACAGUUUAGGGAAAUCUGAUGACGAUAGUUGCGAAGCUCUUAGUAUGUUAGUGCAAGAGCUUGAAGACAGUGAUGACGAGGAGAUAAAGUUAUCCAACGACCUCAAAACGAAAAAAAUCUUGACUUCUUCUACGCCUGCAAAAAAAUGUGAUGAUCUCGAUAGCUCAGCGGAAUACGAUGCAUCUACAGACUAUGAUGAGGAUGAGCUUAUUCAAUAUGAUGGCCAAAAUAAAAAUAAAGCUGAUGCGUUGCUUGGCGCUGAUAGCUUAGUCGAUCAAGACAUGACUCACCUUAUUGCAAAGCGAAUAGAAGAAACUAGCUGUGUCAAUUACGAUGUCGUUUCUUCUAAAGCAAAUGAAGAAAACUUGUCUCUUGAUUUACCAACAGCCUGUUCUUCUCUAACCACUCGCAAUGUGGUUAAUGUGGUUACAGAUGGCAGGGUUAGUGUUGAAGAACUCUUUCCGAAUCUGGACGAAGUUGACGAAUCUAUUUUACCUCAUCUUCCUGUUGAUCUCAGGAAAGCUGUCCAACUAGCCUUGAUGAAACACAAAGCCGAAAGGGUCGGUAAGCCAGCAUUAAAUGAAACGGGCAUCAGGCGGUUCAUGAAAAAAGUGGAAAAUUGCGGUAAUCGCACCCAUAAUUUCAUCGGCGAAUCACUCGCGUCUACGGAGAAUAGAACACCUUUAAUAGAAAACAAGGCAACGGAAACGAGAUCGGCAACAGGAAUAAUGAGAUAUUUGAAAGAUCAAACACCGCGUACAACAAAUGUGACCUACCCAUCAGAGGCGUCAGCCGGACCUUCAAAUCAAGGCUCUACAAACUGCACAGAAAUUAAUGAUUUUAGACCAUACAUACAAACGAAAUCUCUUUUCAAGGCGAAUGCUAUCACCCCUACUAGAUUGGAAAGCCUUCCAACUGACAAUGUCAAGUCCAAUAAGCCUGUUAAAACUGUUACUACAAUAGACUUGGACGUGAACAAUAAAUUCGAAGAAGAAUGUUCAACGAAAUGUGAACUUUGCGGUGAGCGCAUCAGUUUCUCAGAUCUCGCUGAACACUCGGACUACCACUUGGCUUUUGAUCUUCAGAAGCAACUCGGUGGCACAGCCGCCGGUGAAGAUCGAGCCUUUUCUAGUAAUACAGAACUGACGAGACAAAAUAAAAAACGUAAAAUCUCUGUUCCGGAACAUAAAAAGAAUAAAACGAUAGAUAGUUUUUUCAAUAAGUGAUAUAAUAGUUCGUGUUGUAUGUAAUUCAGCACGCAGAAGAUUGCCCAAAAAUAUUGUCGGUUGUGCAAUAACACCGUUAAUUCAACGCUCUUUAAUUGUUCAAUGCUUACAAAUUAAUAAAGAUUUCUAACUC
Molecule: messenger RNA, 3729 nt
Organism: Hyalella azteca
Lineage: Eukaryota; Metazoa; Arthropoda; Malacostraca; Amphipoda; Hyalellidae
Product: DNA polymerase eta
Exons: 10
Coding region: 114-3596 (1160 amino acids)
Biological process (GO): response to radiation; error-prone translesion synthesis
Cellular component (GO): site of double-strand break; replication fork; nucleus
Molecular function (GO): damaged DNA binding; DNA-directed DNA polymerase activity
Source: RefSeq, a predicted model, not a curated record